Messenger RNA from Bactrocera oleae (olive fruit fly), 9192 nucleotides. Lineage: Eukaryota; Metazoa; Arthropoda; Insecta; Diptera; Tephritidae. The record is from RefSeq and is a predicted model, not a curated record.
AACCAUACAUUCUUUAAUUGGCAUCGAUGGAAUGCAGCUCGGAGAACUUUAAAGAACAAAAAGGUGAACUAAACACGCUAGCGGCGAAAACUGGCAGCAAAUUCCCUAAUACGUGGAUGAACGCGGACCCUCCGACCAAUUCCACUCGAUAGAAGAUAGUCAGCUUGAUGCUGACUACAACACUGUAGGCAUCCCUGAACGCAUGGAGAAUAGAAACUGGCCCUGGGUCCAUCUUGGAAACCUUGCCCUGAAGUAAUGCGAAAGCAGUCCCGGACUGCGGGAAAAUCCAUGAUAGAACCCUCCUUACGGCCUAAAAAAAAAUAUUAUUAUUAUUUUUAUCAUUCAGAUUAUUAACAUUCAUCACCGACUCUGACAACAAGUUUUCGAGAAAAACGCAUUUAAAGUUUUGAUUACACUAAGUUAAAAAAUUCUGGCAAAUACACUCAUAUCUCCCAAAACUAUUUUCCGGAAAAAAUCAUGAAUUUUUAGUGUAGUAUACUUCUUGAACAGUGCGCCAAUACAACUCUGGGUAUCAAAAUUCACGAGUUCUGUUAAUAACUCCUCAGCUUUGGCUAGAGCAGUGUUCAACCAGAUUAUCGCUAUUCAGCAACAAGUUAGUAUAUUUUCUUUUUGGCAAUUCGCGAUGAUAUGAGGGCGUGGCAGAUGGUUGACUGGUGUUGUAGCCGAUGUUUAUAUACCCCUGUAGCUUUAGUAUAACAAUACAUUUUAACAAAGUUAUUGCUAAUAAAUUUUCCCUAAAGGUGAGGAAUGGGGUAAUAGAAUAAUACCUACGUCGACGAGUACACCCUUCCUAAUGCUAUGUCUAUAUUAUACCAUUGCCACCUACGAAAAUUAUAUAUGCUUCGGUCUUCAGCUAUCAGAUUGCACAGCUACUAAAAACAGAAUUAUUAUAUAAUAAUUUUAAAUAUUUUAUUUUACUGCCCUUUUAUCCUACCUCUUCUCGAGCCUGUUGAGUUGUACGCCUCAAAAUUACAACUGUGCUGCAACGCUAAUGAUCGUCACGUAGUUGAAACUGCCAUCAAAAUGCUAUUAGAGCAAAACUAUGCAUAGCUGUAGAGCGGCGUCAGCACUCGCUCGUUUUCAAUUUAAACUCGCGCAAAGUUUACAAUCAACAGAUUGUCGUCGGACAUUAUCCGAGCAACACAGCCACAACCGUAGCCCCAAUGCCAGCCGCAAGCGUAACCACGGACAUUGCGGCAAUGGUGGUGAAAAUGCGACUGGGAAAAUCAUAUAUAUAUACACAAACAUACAAACCUAAAUAUGUUGGCUUGUGGCGUGCUAUCUUAACAACUCACAGCUUUUAUGUCGAUUUAGAGCGUUUAUUGUAUUUAUUGUAUUUAUUGUUGUAUAAAUGUUCACAACUUGUUGUGCUUUGUCGUGUUGCCGGAGUGAGUAUGUUGUAAAUUAAACGGUUUAUGCAUGUUGUUCUGGUGUUUAAGCGUGUUUAAUGGGCUUGUUAAGCAUACACAUUUAGUGCUUAAGUUGAAUAUAAUAUCAUUGCCUUUUUGAGUUUAAUUUUGUACAAUUUUCUAAUUAAUAUUUUCAUAAAUGUUCUCAAAAAUUCUAAUAAUAAAAAAUUAUAAUGGACAAAAUCAAAGCAUUUACCUUAUCAACUGCGAUCUAUUUAUGCCGAAAUGCGCAUAAAUUAACACCUAAAUAGGUUAUGCAUAAUUAAGUAAAAGCUUGCAUGCUUUUAAUCGUUCAAGCGCACACAAAACUUCCAUAAUCUAAAGAAUUUUAAUUGACAUAUUAUGACGUGAUUAUAUGAACAUUAAUAAUAAGGUAAUCUACGAAAAUUAGGGAGACAAAAUAAAUACAUAAAUUGCCAGCGAUGAAAGAAAGAAUUAUGUUAAGCUUAAAAAUUAACUGUUUUUGAAUAAAAUUAACGAAUACACUUCCAAGAAAUAUGAGAAAACGCCUAAAACCACUUAUAAAAGCAAUUUCACAUUGCAAUAAUGUUAAAUUAGAGUUCGUUAAAGUAUGUGUGUAAAUCAGUGAUGAUCAUAAAGAAAGGACGAAUUUUAUUUUAAAAGCUUUGAAGCUUCAUUUAAAAAUCGUUUAAAAUUAAUUAUUUCAAGAAUUCCAUUAUAUCUUCAUCUUCACUAGAAUUAGCAGUUUUCAUUUAAGUAGGUAUUAGCAUUAGCUUUUAAUUAAACGUAUUUCAAGAAAAAUGCUUUAUAUGGUAAACGAAAUGUAUAUUAACAUUAUUUACUUUAAAAUUCAUGUAUACAUGUGAGCUUUCAGUUUUGUGAAUUUUAAUUAGUAAAAGCUUGCACAUUUUUUCAAAGUCUCUUUCCAAACUUUUUUGUUUCAAUAUAGGUUCUUUGAACACUAAUCAAAACGAAUCUCAUUAAGAAAACUUAAAAAGCGUGUAAUUUCCAUGAAUUAUUAAAAAAAAUUAUUAUACUUGAACUUUCACUGCAAUAGUACACAGUAAUGGAAAAGUGUUCUCAUGUAAGCGCUUUCACUAGUAAAAGCUUGCACAUUUUUCCAAAAUUUCAGCUUUUCUGAGUAUUACUCUAAUCGAAUGCCUUAGUAGGUUUUAAUGAGAAAACGUUACAAUCCGCUUUAAGAAAAAAAUUUAAAAUAUUUAAUAAACUUGAAUUUUCACUUUAGCAAACUAAAACAUUAUUAUAUAUGCGUUUUCACUACCAAAAGCAUACAAGAUUUCUCAAACUUUAAGCGUUUUUCACUCGCUUUCGUCUCUGAAACGGUUCUUUGAGCCUUAAUCAAAACGACUUUCAUUAAGAAAACUUUAUUUAAAAAGUAUAAUAAUCAUAAAUGACUUAAAACUGCCCACUAAACUUAAACUUUCACUUCAAAUAGCUUUCAGUAAUGGCAAAGCAUUUUCAAGUAUGAGCUUCCAUUUUUAUAAGCUUUCAGUUUCAAGUUUCUUAUAGUGUUAGUUUAUCCACUUUUUUGGUUUCCAAAAGGAAGUCUAGGAGUCUUACUCAUAUCGUAUUUCAUAAAAGGUUUCAUUGAGAAGACAUUUUAGAUAUGAAAUUAAUAUUGAAUGAUUAACAUACUUGUAGAGCUUUGACUAGCUUUCACUGAUAGCGAAGUAUUCUACUUCAAGAAUAUUUUAUUGCUAUGCGCUUUCUUAUAUUAAAAAUUGACUAUUUUCUCAAAUCUUCAGCUAGUUCUUCAUGUUUGUUUCCAAACGAUUCUUGACGUCUUAAUCAAAACAAAUGUCAUUAAGAUGGAUCUAAUCUAUUCAAACUUAAUAUAUAAGAGCAUUUAAGAUGUGUAGUAGUUAUUAGAACGCUCUUAUCUCUCAACAAACAUAUAUUUUUGUUAAUUUUAAGGUUCAUUUUUGUAGAGAAGUAAAUAUCCUACAAAUCCUAUGCGUAUUCUGAAUUCUAAAGAUUUUUUUUCAUUUAGUUAUAAAAUUCAAAAGAAAAAGACAAAUUUUCCCUAAUAUACUUGUAGUAAAAUUUCAACCGUUUAUUUUUCAGAGCGUCCAGUUUUCAACCAAAUCUAUGAAACGAGAUAUUUUUCAAGUAGUUGAAAGCGAGAUAUGAGUCUUUCUAUAUGAUAAUAAGAAAAAAAAUGGAAAACUCUAAGGCGAAAGACCUUCCCGUUAUAAUUGUGGCCUCAUACCGAUUCCUACUUGGAGAGACUUUCUUAGAUGUGACUAUGAACCAAAUUUUCUAAGUGACCAGCGAAAAACAUUCCCACCCUUUAUUAAUAUACAGACAUAUGUCUCACCAAUUGUAUACCAAGCUAUGAUGUUCAAAACUUUCUCACAGGCUACAACAACAAAAGUGAACAAAAUCACUCGGGAUUAGCUCGUGGCAAAAGUGACCAAAUGCUAAAGGAUAUAAAAUCAGAAAAAUACAAAAAUAAAUCAAAUAAAACAAACAAAUAAAUCAAAAAGACAGCAUUAAGAAAUUGACCAAAUCGAGUUAGUUAUAACCGGAUAUUAAACGGAAAACUGUGCGACGAAGGAUAUCAAAAAGAAUGGCUGUUAAAAGCACAUACUAUAAAUGUCACUUAUCGGCUGAAUGGGAAAAUUACCUGCGACUCAGAAACAAAUUUAAUACACAGAGAAUGACAUCAAUAACUUCCGGUAUUUGAAGUCUAGCCUGGUUUGUGCUUGGCAACUUAUACUUCAGUUGCUGCAAAGCUAUAAUACCCUUCACAAAUAAAAAAAUAAAAAUAUAGGAACUUAAUUGUGAUCAGUCAAUUUGUAUAGCAGCUAUAUGCUAUAGUGGUCCGAUAAUGGCAGAUCCGAGCUUCUUGAGGAUAAAUGGAUUUGUGCAAAAUUUCAGAACGAUAUUUCAAAAAUUGAGCGCCUAGUUCGUGCAUAUACAGACAGGCUGACACACGGACAUAGUCAAAUCGACUUAACUCGUUAUGCCAAUCAUUUAUGUAAACAUUUUAUAGGGUCUCCAACGUUUCCUUCUGGGUGUUACAAACUUCGUGGCAAACUUAAUACAUACAAUACUGUUCAAGGUAUAAAAAUGGAAAUCAUUAUAUUAUAUUAGGGAUAGACUGUGGAGGCUGGACUAAGGUCUAGAUCAAUUUUUUGGAAUUGUCCAAUUAAUUUUACGAAAAGAGCACACAUAUUAGCCGAUAUACGUAAAUGGUAUAAAAUCUGACGAAUAUUUAAAAUUUGUUAUAUGAAAUAUACGAGGGCUAGGAACCUACCAGGCUGUAUUAUUUUCAGGUAAAGAUGCCCACUUAAUUUUACUAUAUCUUACAGAGUGACUGAUUUUUUGGAUAUAAAGUCAAUCAUAGUUUCGGAGCUUCCUACAUUUGGUUUCUAGAGGACUAGAAAAAAUAUGGUUCAUCUUCGACCAUGAGCGGUGCAACACCUGAAAGGUAUUCUUUGUGCAAAAGUUUAUUUUAAUAUAUUCAUUGGUUUCAAUUUACAGUAUGAAAAAGUAUGUUUUCAUUCAUUUUCACUUCAAUAUGGGCGGUGCCAUAUCCAUUGUCCAAUUUUUACAUUGAUUCCCAUGCAGUCUUUUCGCGCCGUCUUUGUGAUAAAAUUUAAAGCUUCUGUUUUCAUUUAGUGCGUUAGCGCACUGUCAAUCGUCUUCAUAAUAACCAUUGUAUGGGAGCUGGACAUGAUUAUUACCCGAUUUCAUCCAUUUUCAAAUAAUCUAUUAUGAAGCAUUUAUAAAUUGUGUACCAUCCUACUACGACCCUCUAUACGAAAUUGAAGCAUAAUUUUUAUUUAGUUAAUUAUUAUCUCUUCUACUGUUUCAACGAACGACAGAUUAAAAACGAAAAAUUAUUAAAUUUUUGCUACUAAAUUGUCUCUGCCAUUGUGAAUAAGUACAACAUAAACGAAAAGAAGAAGACUUUGUUUACAAAAUUUAGACAGCUGAUUUUCAAACCGUUUCGUGAACAACAAAUAAAGGAAAUCAAUGGAUUUACCGAAAGCAGAAAUUUCUAUUUUAUAAAAAUAAUCGUUGGUCAAUUACCCCAAAAAUGGAAGAUAAUGCGACGAUACAAAUGGCCGCUGUAGAAAGAAAAAAACGCAUACUUAACGCCUUAGAAUAUUCAAGUAUUUGUAAUUUCAUACAGCAUUACCAUGGACUUGCCAUAGAUUGCGAGAUGGAGAUGGUGAAUCGGAUUUUUACCGACAUUGAUAAGCAGACGUUAAAAAGUAUUUUGCAAACAGAACUUUCUACACGUUUAAGAGCACAGCAUUGGCAAAAUGAAAUAAAAGCAAAAAAAUAUCUGAAAGCUUUCAAAGAUCAAUUAAGCACACAUCCAGCACCUACAUUACUCCUAAAAAUUGCAUGCUUAGAGAGCAUAAGCCCGAUGGCACUCUGUCGCGCAAUUUUGCAGGUAAAAUAUAAAUUUUUGCACAAAGCAGACUUGAGUCGUCUGCUGAAAUACCCACAUCUCAUUGAUGAUCCGAAACUAGCCGCGAAUGUUAUACAAUGCAUGUGUAGCGAUUCCCAAGAUGGACCACUUGUUGAUUUGCGUCGCAGAAUUUUAGGCGAAGAGUAUGAAUUUAAGUUGAAACAAAUGGCCACUGCCGCUAAUAUGCACUACUAUGAUGAAAAUGACUUACGACGUCUUGGCUAUGAUAAAACACCAGAUAUUAAAAUGAUUGUGCCAUUCUUGUACAAAGGUGAAGUAGUUAAUUGGAUUGAAAGUAAGGCCACCUUUGGUGAUGUAAAAACGCAUAAGUGGUACAUACAACAACAGCUAUAUAGCUACAGUAAUCGUUUUGGCGCCGGCAUUGUUAUCUAUUGGUUUGGUUAUCACGAGGAUACUCCGAGACUGCCGGAUAAUAACGUAGGCAUAAUUGUUUUAGACGAUUUCCCAUCCACUGAGCAUAUGGCAUUUCUUAAUCUGUGUGAUGAUGCCAGUCCAACAACAGAAAUCGCGUCGGAAUCAAGUCUACAAAAUUCUAAUAGCUGAAAAUUAAUAUAACGAACAUAAUACUCAGUAGCACGCUAGUUACCCAAAUAUUACGUCCAUAUAUACGCAUAUACUUAUAUUUAAAGCCAUAAUAAUUUUACUGUCGACAUGUAUGAAUAUAACUAAUGCAAGUAAUAUUAUAAUUUAUUUUAAAAAAUGGAUUGAGGUUAUCAUUAAUAUAAAUCGCUAAUUAGAACGAUUAUUAUCAAUAUGAAGCCCAUUGAGCCCAAAUGAGCAGCUUCUUGGAGGAAAAAAGGAAGUGUUCAAAUUUUCAGAUCGUUAUUUCAAAAACUGCGGGGCUCUUGUCAAACUGUCUGUACAAACGCGCGCAGCCACUAAUCUUUAAAUGGAUUGUCAUUAUUAUUCAAAAUAAUGGUAAUCGCCCUUUAAAAAAAUUGCAUUUGAACGUUAUCGAUUUCACUAUCGUUUUAGAAUCGAUAUCAAACUGUUUGUGUUUUUUGUUUACAUUACUAUUGUGAUUCGAACAAGAAGAAGAAGCAUACAAACCCCCUUUUGACACGUCAGGUUUUGGUUUGCAGUUUCUGGCAUUUCCCAGAAUAUUCAUUAUUCACUUGGUUUUUUCGGCAACAACAUUGAAUUUAAUAUACGCAUUACUUCGAAAAUAAAAUUGCAAAAUGAGACUGAAAGCUAAUUUAUUUUUAAUAUUGUCCGCUACAAUAGUGCUGGUGCAAUUUUGUAAUGCGCUGCCAGUGACCAAAAAUAAAAAGGAGGAAAAGGAAGAAGCGUCUGUAACUCCGGCUACUCCGGAUGUGGAAACAGCAUUGGAGUACGAAAGGUAUUUAAAAGAGGUUGUGGAAGCACUUGAAAGCGAUCCUGAUUUCCGCAAAAAGUUAGACAAAGCGCCUGAAGCUGACAUACGCGAUGGCAAAAUUGCACAAGAGUUGGAAUAUGUGAAUCAUCAUGUACGCUCCAAAUUAGACGAAAUCAAGCGGCGUGAAGUCGAACGUUUACGGCAAUUAGUGAAUCAGGAAUAUGAAUUGGAAAAUGAAAUAGAUCGCGAACAUUUAAAAAUUCCUCAACAUUUGGAUCACCACAACGAGCAUACUUUUGAAAUUGAGGAUUUGAAAAAGUUGAUUAAAAAAACGUCCGAAGACUUAGCUGAGGCGGAUAGAAAACGUCGUGCUGAAUUUAAAGAAUAUGAAAUGCAGAAAGAAUUCGAAAAAGAGAGUAAAUUAAAAGAACUGCCUGAAGAAGAACGCAAAAAAUUCGAACAAGAAGAAAAGGAAAAGGAAGAAAAACAUAAAAAACACGAAAAAGUGCAUCACCCCGGCAACAAAGCGCAAUUAGAAGAUGUAUGGGAACAGCAAGAUCAAUUGGACAAGAAAGACUUUGAUCCACACACAUUCUUCAUGAUGCAUGACGUGGAUGGUAACGGUUACUGGGAUGAGAUAGAAGUAAAGGCACUUUUUAUCAAAGAACUGGACAAAGUGUACCAAUCUGGAUUGCCUGAAGAUGAUAUGCGUGAGCGUGCCGAAGAGAUGGAGCGCAUGCGUGAGCACGUGUUUGAGGAAACUGACACCAAUCGUGACGGGUUAAUUAGUUUCCAAGAGUUUUUGGAACAAACUAAACGCGAUGAGUGGAACAAGGAUCCGGAAUGGGAGACUGUUGACGAAAAACCACAGUAUACACACGAGGAGUAUCUAGAAUUUGAAAGGCGCCGUCAAGAAGAAAUUCAACGCUUGAUGGCACAAGGAUUGUUGAAACCUCACCCGAACAUGCCGCAAGGUUAUUACCCAAACGACGCACAUGACACUUAUCAAGUGGGUGGUCAACAAUAUCAAGUACCUGCUGGUCAACAGAUGCAUUAUCAACAACCGCAACAACAACACCUGCAACAGCAACAACAAUAUGCCCAACAGCAACAACAAUACGUGCAUCAACAACAGCAUCCACAGGUUCAGGGACAGCCCGUGCAAUUGCAUCCCAAUCAAGCCUACCAAACGGUUAAUGGUCAACAACAGCAGUACCAACAAGUACCACAACAACAAUAUCAGCAAAUACCACAGCAGCAACAAUACCAACAGGUGCCACAGCAACAAGUACCGCAACAGCAGCAACAACAAGUACCAAAACAGCAGCAACAACAAGUACCACAACAGCAGCAACAGCAAGUACCACAACAGCAGCAGCAGCAACAACCCAUACGGCCUCAACAACAACCGCAAGCACAGCAACCUAUACAAACUGCACAACAACAACCACAAGCUGCAGCGCCCAUACCGCAGGCUAAACAACAACAAAACAUUCCGACAAAUCAUUGAAGAGACACGUCUUAUAACUUCGCUUCCGCUAUAACGUAAGUUUAGACAGCUGCAGCUAUUUACCCCGCACACAUUCGUACUUGAACAAAAGCUCUUUUCUUACGUAUUAAAUUAGAACAACGUGCUACUUCAUUAACUUACUGUAUAGUCUAUUUCAAGGUUUGCACUUUGUGGUGUCUCUACAUACAUGCAUACAUAAGCACGUACGUAUGUAUGUAUAUAUAAUUCCAUUUUUUUUUUCAAUUCUAACUUAUAACGCUUACGUAUGAAAAUACGACAGUUGAUAUGGCAUUUUCUAUACAUAGUUGUUCGUUUCAUUACAUACGAAUUUUCCGCAAUAAACUUUUGACAAUGAAAACUGAAAAAUGAAAUUAGUUUUUGUGUAAAAUAUUUUCAUAUGUAUAGUUUGUAUUUCAUUGAAGAAACUAUCAUCAAUCAAUUAUACUACCGUACAUACUAACUGUAAAUACUACUUUCUUAUAUUUUGUAGCGGAAAAAAACAAUUUCU